Hippocampus zosterae (dwarf seahorse) is the source of this 2268-nucleotide messenger RNA. RefSeq names its product B-box and SPRY domain containing (gene bspry). Bases 20 to 1537 code for a protein of 505 amino acids. Lineage: Eukaryota; Metazoa; Chordata; Actinopteri; Syngnathiformes; Syngnathidae. The transcript has 6 exons. The record is from RefSeq and is a predicted model, not a curated record. Gene Ontology annotation, molecular function: protein binding.
UUACAGCUUGGACUUUCAGAUGUACAAACACAACAGCGCUGACACAUCUCACUACUUCCGGGUAGCGCUCACCUGUUAUACCUGCGCUACAGCGCAGACUCAGCUGCGUCCCGCUUGCACACCUGCUGCCAUGAUGACUGAGGAGCUCCCCGAUUUCACCUCACCGAAGAACGGCGAGGAAACUUCCACGGCGGUAAAAAGCGAGGCGAUGAGCCCCGCGGAGCAGCCCAUCUUCGCUGCGCUCGGGGUGGACGCCGCCUCCUCCUCCUCCUCCGUAGCCGCUGGGAACAAGCCAGGCGGCGGGGCGAAGGCACCUGCUCUGACCGCUGUCAUGGCCACCACCUCCGACAAUGAGUCCGGGAUCUUCUCCGGGGAGAGUGAGACGUGCGUGGAGCACGAGUCCGAGCUGGACUGGUUCUGUGGGACCGAGUUGAAGUUGAUUUGCUCCCACUGCGCCAUAGUUGGCUCCUGCCAUGGACACUCCGUGACCCCCUUGGCCGACAGAGUCACUGAAGUCCGGAAUCACCUAGUGGAUGUGUGUGAGAAAAUGCAGCUGCAGGCGCUCAAAAUGGAAAGGUUCAUCGAGCGCACACUCACAACCAAGGAGCAAAAGCUUCAGGUGGCAGCCAGCAUGGCUCGGGAGCGAGUGGUGGCUCGGGUCAGUGCGGCACGAGAGGCCCUCGAGGAAGAAGAGCAGCGCCUCCUGGAGGAGGUCCAACGGGAGGAGGAGCGCGUCGAGCAGUGCCUCCUCACCCAAAGGGCUCACUGGGGCCAGGCCAUGGUCAGCCUGUCACAAACACGCGCCCGCUUGGUGCACACGCUAACGCACUCUCCGGAUGCACAACUGGCGACGGGCAUUCGGGAGAUUGCCGAAAGAGUGGAGGAGGCUGAGGGAGUGGGCCGGCCAUGCGAUACGGAGCAACUCAACAUGAGGCCGGGCUGCAGCGAUAGCCAGCUGCUGAGGGGAAUGUGGGCCACUGCCAUGCUGCACAGGCCAAAAGCUCACGGUUUGCCCUCUUUAAAGUUUGACGAACGCACCGCUAAUCCCCUCCUGCUGCUCUCCGACGACCGCUGCACUCUGACCUUCCUCCACAAGAAGCCCCCCCAGCCGCCGCCUUACGACCCGGCGCGCUUCGACUGCUGGCCCAAUGCCCUUGGCUCCCUGUCUUUGUCCUCCGGCACUCACAGCUGGGUGGUGGAUGUGGGCCACAGCGCCGCCUUCAAGGUGGGCGUCUGCUACGUUGGGCUCCAGCGCAAAGGCUCCGGGGACGUGGCCCGGCUGGGACACAAUGACCAAUCGUGGGUGCUGUCCCACUACGACGGCGAGUACUCUUUCUGGCACGCGGGCGAGAAGGUGCUGCUCCGGUUGGCGACGAGACCCCAAAGGGUGGGCGUCCUGCUGGACUGGCUCAGUCACACCCUGCUGUUUUACGAACCGGAGUCCGCUGCUGUCUUGCACUGUGUUACGCCUAACUUCAGCGGCCCUUUGCUGCCUGCGUUUGCUGUGACUGACCAAAGUAUAACCAUAUUACACUGAAACUGACAAACUACUUCAAGGUGGAAGUCAAUCCUAAAAUGUUCUUUUCAAUAUGUCCUAUUCGCCGGUUCCAUUUUGCUUCUUGCUGUCGACUGAAAAUGACACCAUGGUUGCUUGUAACUCAGGAAACAACCAAUUGUGACUCAGCGCCAGAAAACAGAUGGAUUUGGCUGGUUAACUCAUAUCACACAAACACAAAAUGAAACAGAAUGCCCUGUUCAGACUACUGGAGGUGCAUAGAACAUGCUAUUGUAAAGAACAUUUUGGGGUAGACUUCCCCUUUAACACGAAAAAUGUGAAAUCAGGGUAUUUAUCGCGAAUAUGCGAAGGAUUACUAUUAUCGUAGUUUUGAGAUUGAAGUGGGCUUUAAUUACAGAUGUUACGGUACUAUAUUGUCACAUAUUUGACUUUUUUAAUAAUGCUUUUAUAAUUAAAAAAAUUGUCAUCUACCUAAUGCCAAUGCUGUCUACACAAAAAACUGUUUUGUUUAUUUAGUGUUUUGGGUAAAUGAAUGAUUGUCGUCUUUCUGGUCUGCAGUAGUCAUACCUCCCUUUCGUAGUCUAUUUCAAUCAUGCUAAUAUUAACAAUAUAAAACUAUAGAGCAAAUCAAGAUAUUUCUUCAAUCCGUAAUAUGGGAAAUGUAAUUUUAAAGAUCUUGUUUCCAAAUUGCUGCGCCUCUGGAGUACCUGCCCAAGUGUGAAACGAAGCAACCAAGUAAAUCUUUCACCCCA